This is a messenger RNA of Osmerus eperlanus (European smelt), 3444 nucleotides long. It is a transcript of the gene llgl1, whose product is annotated as LLGL scribble cell polarity complex component 1. Gene Ontology annotation, cellular component: cytoplasm; cortical actin cytoskeleton; plasma membrane. The transcript is spliced from 20 exons. Bases 211 to 3429 code for a protein of 1072 amino acids. Lineage: Eukaryota; Metazoa; Chordata; Actinopteri; Osmeriformes; Osmeridae. Gene Ontology annotation, molecular function: myosin II binding; GTPase activator activity. The record is from RefSeq and is a predicted model, not a curated record. Gene Ontology annotation, biological process: regulation of establishment or maintenance of cell polarity; establishment of spindle orientation; regulation of protein secretion.
ACAGGGUUCGUGUAAACCGAAGUUGUGUUAAGAUCCCGAACAGAGCGAGACGAGGGCUGCAUCGCUGCGGAGCAGAACACAAGAACGACGCAUUCAGCCUUGCAGGCUGCAUGGACUAGCAUUGUUUCCCCUGCUCUGAUUUAACCGCUAAGGAAUUCACCGCUCCGGGCGCGCCUCUACCGACUGGACCUCUUCCUGGCCGGCUUCACGAUGAUGAAGUUCAGGUUUCGUCGGCAGGGCAACGAUCCUCAGAGAGAGAAGAUCAAACAGGAACUAUUCGCUUUCAACAAGACGGUGGAACAUGGUUUUCCCAACCAGCCCAGUGCUCUGGCCUACGACCCCAAACUCCAGCUUAUGGCCAUUGGGACCAAGUCAGGAGCCAUCAAGGUAUAUGGAGUUCCAGGUGUUGAGUUCACCGGACUGCACCAAGACACAGCCGCCGUCACGCAGAUUCACUUCCUGUAUGGACAGGGACGGCUGCUGUCUCUGCUUGAUGACAACACACUGCACCUGUGGGAGCUCAGCGCUGGUCCGAGGGAGGGGGGAGGAGCCAGGAGAGAGGGCGUGGUCUACCUGGAGGAGGUGCGGAGCUACAGCCCACCAGGCAGGCCUGGACUGGAGAGCUGCAGUGCCACCAGAGUUACAGUCCUCCUGAUGCUGAGGUCAUGUGACCUGCUGUGUGUCGGUACCGAGGGAGGGGGUGUGUACUUCCUUGAUCUUCCACACCUCUCGCUGCGGGACAACCAAUCUCUGCUCCAGGACCAGGUCAUGCAGAGUGUUCCUGAGGACUACAGGUGUGGCAAGUCUCUGGGACCGGUGGAAUCUCUGCAGGAACACCCCCAGCAGCCGGGGAAGAUUCUGAUUGGCUACAGCCGAGGUCUGGUUGUCCUAUGGGACUUGAGCAAUCGCCAUGCCGACCAUGUCUUUCUGGGCAAGCAGCAGCUGGAAAGCCUGGUGUGGGAACGUUCCGGUAACUCCUUCGUCAGUUCCCAUAGCGAUGGGGGAUACUCUGUGUGGGCUGUUGCCAGCGGCAACUCCUGCACUCAGCAGCCCGUGUCCUCUACUAUCCCAUAUGGUCCGUUCCCAUGUAAAGCCAUCAACAAGAUUCUGUGGAGGACCUCUCCGUCUGGGUCUCCGGUGCUGCUCUACAGCGGGGGCAUGCCCAGGGCCAGCUACGGAGACCGCCACUGCCUGACCGUCCAGCAGGACCGGCGACACGUCACGCUGGACUUCACCUCCAGAGUCAUCGACUUCUUCACCGUGCACUGCGAGGACCAGGACAAGGAGUACGACGAACCGUCUGCUGUGGUGGUGCUGCUGGAGGAGGAGCUGGUGGUGGUGGACCUGCAGACCAGCGGCUGGCCCUCCCUGCCCACGCCCUACCUGGCCCCGCUCCACUCCUCCGCCAUCACCUGCUCCUGCCACGUGUCCGCCGUGCCGCCCAAGCUCUGGGAGCGGCUGUCCCGCGCCGGCAGGAGCCAGAGCCACCAGCAGCACACACACAGGACCUGGCCCAUAUGUGGAGGGAAGAAUUUAGCACCUCCUCCUAAACAACAGGAGCUGCUAUUGACCGGACAUGAGGAUGGGACGGUUCGUUUCUGGGACGCGUCGGGCGUGGCUCUGACGCCUCUCUACAAGCUCAGCACCUCCAGCGUGUUCCUCACAGACUGCGACCCUAUCGAUGACCCUCACGACCCUGGCAACGACCCUGGCAACGACCCCGACGCCCAGCACGAAGAAGAGUGGCCCCCCUUCAGGAAGGUGGGCUGUUUUGACCCCUACAGUGACGACCCCAGACUAGGCAUCCAGAAGAUCAUCCUGUGUAAAUACAGCAGCAAGCUGCUGGUGGCAGGAACUGCUGGACAGGUGAUAGUGAUGACGCUGAGCGAGGAGCGAUCGGAUCACUCCGUGGACGUAUGUGUGGUGGACCUGCUGCAGGAUCGCGAGGGCUUCACCUGGAAGGGCCAUGAUAGGCUGGAGCCUCGGCUCAGCCCCACCCCCUUUCCCCCAGGCUUCCAGCCAUUGGUCCUGGUCCAGUGCAUGCCCCCCGCCUCUGUAACCGCGGUGACGCUGCAUGCGGAGUGGAACCUCAUCUCCUUCGGUACCAGUCAUGGCUUCGGCCUGUUUGACUACCACCGACGUAACACUGUACUGGCCAGGUGCACCCUGCACCCUAACGACUCCCUGGCGAUGGAGGGUCCUCUGUCCAGAGUCAAGUCCCUGAAGAAGUCGCUCCGCCAGAGUUUCAGACGCAUCCGCAAGAGCCGUGUGACCGGAAAGAAACGCCCCGGGACCUCCACCCCCACCAGCAAGGUGCAGGAGGCUAACGCGGCGCUAGCGGAGCAGGACAGUGACAUGGCUCCGGUCCAGAGGAGGAUCGAGCCUCGCUCAGCUGAUGACUGCCUGUCUGGGGUGGUGCGCUGUGUGUGCCUGGCUGACACCUUCCUGCGAGACGGUACACACCAUGGGCCUACGUUGUGGGCGGGGACUAACUCGGGCAGCGUGUAUGCGUACGCCCUGGAGGUUCCGGGCGUGGGCUCGGGGCGCGUGUGUGAGCGCGGGGGAGUGGGCGAGGCCAGCGUGUGUGUGGAGGCUGUCCUGGGUAAGGAGAUCCAGCUGAUGCACAGAGCCCCUGUGGUGUCCAUCUGCGUGCUGGACGGCCGGGGGAGGCCUCUCCCCGACCCCUACGAGGCCUCCAGAGACCUGGCCUCCGCACCCGACAUGAACAACUCUCACUCUGUCCUCAUCGCCUCUGAGGAGCAGCUGAAGGUGUUCUCCCUCCCCAAGGUGAGCGCCAAGACCAAGUUCAAGCUCACUGCUCAUGAGGGCUGUCGGGUGCGGCGCGUGGCGCUGGCGGUGUUCAGCUCUGCGGUCCAGGAGGACUACAGCGAGCAGACCCUGGUGUGUCUCACCAACCAGGGGGACCUGCACCUGUUCAGCAUCCCCGCGCUGCGGCCACAGGCUCGCUACGACUGCAUCCGCAAGGAGGACAUCAGCGGCAUCGCUUCCUGCGUCUUCACCAGGACAGGCCAAGGGUUCUAUCUCAUCUCUCCCUCGGAGUACGAGAGGUUCUCCCUGUCUGCCAGGGACGUGACAGAGCCUCUGUGUUCUGUCCUGCUGAACCGUCCUCUGCUGCCCUCACCUGCCAGUGACAGUACAGCUAUGUUGCCCCAGGCUAAUGGAACUCACAAGAAUCAGGCUGAGGGUAUGUACACACACACACACACAUCCCCUCAGUGCUUGUGUCCUGGUCUCUCUCACUGCAGUUUAGGACAUGUCAUGCAGGGGUGCUUCUCUGGUCUCCAUGGUGACGCCUCAGACAAUCCCUCCCCAUGCAGAGAAAUGAAGGUUACCAUGGAGACCAGAGUAAUGCUCAGUCAGUUUGCAGGGCUGGGAUUGGCCCAAAUCGGUGAUUGGCCGAGUCCUUAAUUCAGUGACUUAUGU